AUGGGUUUACUGUGGUGGCGAAAGGGGAAUAAACCCCAAACCCAGUCCGAAGCAAAGUCAUCUUCAUCGUCAUCAAUUCCCAAAUCGAACGGCCCAGACACAUCGAAACCCCUCACUGAGGCCCCAGGGAUGAACGGCGCCGUCGAGGUUCCCCGACCACCCAACACCACUGUGUCGGUUUUCGAGUUCGGCUCUGUCGCCGCCUCCAACGACAAGGUCACACUCGCCGGCUAUUGCCCCGUCUCCGAAGACCUUGAGCCCUGCCGCUGGGAGAUCCUCCCGGCGGUUCAGUCCAACGCACCUCAGUUUCGUGUAGUUUUCUGA
Messenger RNA from Sphenostylis stenocarpa, 324 nucleotides. The record is from the annotation of a GenBank genome assembly. NCBI's taxonomy places the organism in Eukaryota, Viridiplantae, Streptophyta, Magnoliopsida, Fabales, Fabaceae.